Messenger RNA from Nematostella vectensis (starlet sea anemone), 2063 nucleotides. Its product is annotated as bifunctional peptidase and arginyl-hydroxylase JMJD5. Gene Ontology annotation, molecular function: 2-oxoglutarate-dependent dioxygenase activity; calcium ion binding. The record is from RefSeq and is a predicted model, not a curated record. The transcript is spliced from 9 exons. NCBI's taxonomy places the organism in Eukaryota, Metazoa, Cnidaria, Anthozoa, Actiniaria, Edwardsiidae. Bases 95 to 1306 code for a protein of 403 amino acids.
CCUAAUCACGAUCACUUUUUCGUGCGAAGUUUUCAAGUUCCUGGUUCAUUUCGAACACACAGCUUAAACAGAAGCUGCGGUCAAACUAUUCCCAAUGUAUCGAGCAGUGUGUACGCUAUUCCUAGCGUGUGUUGUACUCUCUAGUACCUUAGCGACAGACCCACCAGGACACCUUCAGCCUUUAGGCUCUCACCGGCCUGCCGAAGGUGAAGUUGACGCCGUAUCUAAGCCACCCUCUCCACAUGAGUUCUUCAACAACUAUGUUAUACCGGGAAAACCACUGUUAUUCAAAGGCGCUGCUAAGGCUCUGCCUGCUUAUAAGCUUUGGACGGAUGAGUAUUUAAGCUCUAAAUUUGGAGAUUUGAGGAUGGAGGUUGAGGAGGGCAAGAAGGAGAAUCGCUCAUGGGGAACAUUCAAUUUUAAAUUAAAGGAGUUUAUUAACAAGUAUAAAAAAGAAGACAUCUACAUGGUAGAAAGUUUGCAAAAGCCAAUGCGAGAGGAUUACAUGUUGCUUCAUAGUCUCGCUUGUGGCGGCUUCACAAAUGUUCUUCAAGAUGCAGUUAUGUGGUUCAGUAGUGGCGGCACAAAGUCUGUUCUUCACUACGAUAGCCUUGAGAACAUCAACUGUCUGUUCAGUGGAAACAAGAAUUUCGUCAUGAUAGACAAGAAAUACAUGAAUAUGACCCACAUUGACAGAAAGGAUGGAUCCUUCUCAAACGUAGAUGUAGAGAGGGUAGAUAUGCAAAAGUACCCUGGGCUGGGUAAGGUGCCGUGGAUGAAUGCCUCAAUGGAAGAGGGUGACUGUAUGUAUAUACCAUGGAGGUGGGUACACCAGGUCCAGUCUUUCGGUCCACGUAACCUGGCUGUUAACAUUUGGUGGGCAAGGUUCACACAGUUCAACCAGACCGACUGUGAUACCAGUAUAUACAAAGACAAAGACCUUGUGCCUCUUAGUGCUUUUGAGCUCAAGCCAAAUGAAGUUGUCAGACAAGAAUUUCUUGAGAAGACUGGUAGAAAACCGCUCACCAAAGAGAUAUGGUUGAAAGCCCUACGAGAGCAAGCAGAAGAGGUCUAUGCCACACUUGCAGACACAGAAAUUCUUUUGCAGAACUUUGCAGAGGUUGACGCUGACAAGGAUGGUCUUGUUACCCCUGAGGAGAUGAUGAGCCUUCACAGUAGGGAUUUAGAGAGGCUAUUAGGAGGAACAGUCCAAGAGGGGAGGGACGCAGAGGAUGGUGGGGGUGAUGAUGAAGAAGAAGCUACUGAUAAGAAAGUUGACCCAGAUGCAUUCAAAGACGAAUUGUAGAGGAUGGGCUUAAAAAUUGUGAUAAAUAAUAAUUAGAUCAACACACACAAGCUUGGCACAUGGUGAGGAAAAUUUCAUUCAUGCUCUUUGCUUAGUGCCUCUUCGAGGCCAGAAAGACACAGUUCAAGGGAAAUUUUUUUGCCUCAGUUGCUUGCAAGAUUUAAUUUUGUUUGAUCAUCAUCUGUAUACUGUGAGUUUUUGGCAUCUGGAUGCAGUGAACAAAGUACUUGCAUGAAAUUUCUCUCACUGUGUGUGCCAGACAUAAACAAGCACUUGUGAGCAGGCUAGAUCCUAAGUACCCUGGUUCUAUUUAGUGGCCAGCAGAGCUCAGUGCCAAUGAGGCUCUGGAACCGCACUAGAUCCUGCUCAGCAAGUUAAUUUGAAGCUUGUAUGGUAGCUACAUAUAAUAUUUUAUCCAUAGAAUAUAUUUUUAUCGGCUUAGUUGUCUUCUUACCAAGAUUGUCUUGAUGGGCUAGUGAAAGUAUAAAAUGUUUUAUGAUAAUCAAUUCAACUUGGAAAUUCAACAUGGACAUUGGAAAAUGCAUAGAAUUUGUGUAAAACAAUAGCUAAAUAGUAUCACACAGUACGUAUACUUCUCAUCCAAACAAUACAUAAUGUAAAUCUAUUAAUUUAGUGCUACAUAUUUAAACACAGUCAUAAGAUGAUCUUCAGUAUUUAUUUUUGUAAAGUAAAGGAAUGUUAGUAUAAAAAUGUAAUACCCAAUGCAAUAUGCAAAAUAAAACAUAAGUAGACCAUG